Messenger RNA from Dermatophagoides pteronyssinus (European house dust mite), 1476 nucleotides. RefSeq lists its product as uncharacterized. The record is from RefSeq and is a predicted model, not a curated record. NCBI's taxonomy places the organism in Eukaryota, Metazoa, Arthropoda, Arachnida, Sarcoptiformes, Pyroglyphidae. Gene Ontology annotation, molecular function: intracellularly calcium-gated chloride channel activity; volume-sensitive chloride channel activity. Gene Ontology annotation, cellular component: plasma membrane.
UCAAUCAGCUUGGUGAUCGCAUCAAAUGAGCGAGAGAAAAACAAAAUUUAACCCAUUUAAAAUCCAUUUUUUUUUUCUUUUUUCAAUCAAGAAAAACUUUUCUCUGUGUUGUUUUCAAUUUGUUUAACACAAAAUUCUUCCAUUAAAGAUUUUUGUGAUUUUGAAUUGUGAAAAAGUCAAAAAUCAUCAUUGAAAAUGUAUUACGAACAUCCAAAUGGUUAUAAUAUCUCUCAAAUGGCCAUCAUUUUCAAUUCCAUACCACAUAUACAAUUAACCAAUGAAGGCCUGAUUCCGUUAACAAAUACAACAUUCGAUUAUGGUCGUUUAUCCUAUCUAAAUUCAUUACUGAUUACAUUCAUCAUACCAUUGUUUGUUUUAUUGAUAAUAUUUUUCAUUUAUAUUUGUUAUCUGUUUAUAUGGAGAUAUUUGGAAUAUAAUUCUCGAACAACCAAAUCGACAACAAUAUUGCAAAAACAAAAAUUCAAAACACAACGACCAUGUCGUUGGUUAAUGAUUAUUUGUGGUUGUUUUACCAUUGGGAUUUUGAUCUUUGGUUUAACCCUUAUGUAUCUUGGAUUCCGAGAUACAGGCAAUACAAUUGAAGAAUUUAUUCAAUCAAGUAAUAAUUCAAAACAAACAUUACGUAAUUGGAAUGAUUAUCUACAAAAUCAGAUGAAAUUAACCCUUAAUUCAUCAAUCGAAACAUCGUUAUCAUCGUCGCCAGAAUCUACAUCGCUGUCAAACAAUCAACAACAAUAUUAUCUACUGAAACGCCUUAACGAAACAAUAGAAUUUUAUACAAAUAAAACAAAAAUUCAACGUAUGAAAUGGUCAUUUCAAAUAUAUCAAUGGUUAACCUUGUCCAUAAUCCUUAUGAAUCUAUUGAAUAUAUUCCUUAUGUCGGCUUAUUGGUUAAUAUUGGCUUUGUUUGGUCAUUAUAUUGAUAACAAUGAUGAUAAUCGUUUAAAACGUUUUAUAUUGAUUACAUUUGCAAUGGUUAUCAUACAGAUUUGGAUGUUUGAUUCACAUUUGGUCACAACGAUUGCUACAUCGGAUUUUUGCCUCUCGGCUAAACAAUCUAUUGCGGAUAUUGUUGUAAAUAAAUUCCCCGAAUAUAAUUAUACAAUGUCUAUGGUUAGAUAUUAUCUGGAUUGUGAUCUACCAAAACAUCUGAAUCUACAGGAUCAUAAAAAUACCGUUGAUAAUUAUCUUGAUCAAUGGGAUAAUUUAGAAAUAUUAAAAUUACCAGUGGGAAAAAUUCUCAAACAAAAUUUUAAUUUUAUUGAUUCUAUACGUAAAAAUAUAAAUGAAACAUAUCAAAUUAUAACUUGUGAACAUAUGAAUGAAAUUAUUAACAAAGGGUUAACUGAAUUUUGUCAACAACCAAUCAAUGGUUUUACAUUAUUAACAUUUGGUCAUUUUUUUCAUUUUUUUCUUACAAUUUUAUUACUUUUUUUGAUUACUUUUGCUUAUUAA